UGAAGAUUUUGUUCUCCCGCCUCACGACGACGGCGGCGGCGGCGGCUCGAAGUCUGGAUAUCUUUUAGACAUGUCUGGCACAGGGGAUAAGAAGCUUGGGUCCAGUUUGAGAAGAAGUCGCUCCGUGGAAGACCUGGACUGGAGUGUGAGGGAGAGGAGACGCUCUCUGGAAGACCUGGACUGGAGUUUGAGGAAGAGGAGGUGCUCUGUGGAAGACCUGGACUGGAGUGUGAGGGAGAGGAGUCGCUCUGUGGAAGACCUGGACUGGAGUGUGAGGGAGAGGAGUCGCUCUGUGGAAGACCUGGACUGGAAUGUGAGGAGGAGGAGUCGCUCUGUGGAAGACCUGGACUGGAGUGUGAGGGAGAGGAGACGCUCUGUGGAAGACCUGGACUGGAGUGUGAGGGAGAGGAGACGCUCUGUGGAAGACCUGGACUGGAGUGUGAGGAGGAGGAGUCGCUCUGUGGAAGACCUGGACUGGAGUGUGAGGGAGAGGAGACGCUCUGUGGAAGACCUGGACUGGAGUGUGAGGGAGAGGAGACGCUCUGUGGAAGACCUGGACUGGAGUGUGAGGAGGAGGAGUCGCUCUGUGGAAGACCUGGACUGGAGUGUGAGGGAGAGGAGACGCUCUGUGGAAGACCUGGACUGGAGUGUGAGGGAGAGGAGUCGCUCUGUGGAAGACCUGGACUGGAGUGUGAGGGAGAGGAGUCGCUCUGUGGAAGACCUGGACUGGAGUGUGAGGAGGAGGAGUCGCUCUGUGGAAGACCUGGACUGGAGUGUGAGGGAGAGGAGACGCUCUGUGGAAGACCUGGACUGGAGUGUGAGGGAGAGGAGACGCUCUGUGGAAGACCUGGACUGGAGUGUGAGGGAGAGGAGUCGCUCUGUGGAAGACCUGGACUGGAGUGUGAGGGAGAGGAGGAGUCGCUCUGUGGAAGACCUGUGCUGUGCUUUCGGAGAGGUGGAGGAGAGUCUGAUUAAAGGCAGUGCAGUCCUACUCAGCAAACCGGACCCUGAACCAGCAGAGGCUGUAUCUGUUAUAAAAGCACCCCAGCCCCAACUGGACAGCAGCAGUUGGGACAUUGAGUCUGGGCAAAGCUACAUGGAUGAGAGCCUGGACAGUGAACCAGAGGCCCUGCAGUGGGACAGUCUGACUGACAGCAGCCCUGUGAACAGCAGCUCCUGUACUGAGGAAGAUUUACUGAACUCCACCUUUGAGGCCUGUGAUACAGACAACACAGGUUGGGUGAGCGCGGAUCAGAUUGUGGAGUACCUGCAGGCAGUGACCGGGCAGCCCCGAGAUGAAGGACCCCUCCGGGUGCUGCACAGGGUUCUGGACCCCGAACAGUCGGGCCAGGCUGUGGAUCAGAACACCUUCCUGUGUGUGAUGAAGGGCUGGGUUGCGGAGGUCAGAGAGGACGGAUCAGAGAUGAGGGAGAGCGAUGAAGUGGAGUUUAUCGAAACUGUCUCCCUUCUUCACCCGGGAAAGAAGACAGGGGGCAGCACUGCUCAGCUGGAGGGCUAUGGGGGCGAUACCAGCAGGGUGACUGUUGAGCCCGCAGACCUGCUCAGCUCCAUCGAAGGCCUUGAGUUUACAAACAGGAGGCUGAUUGAGAGGAAUGAGACGCUGCAGAGAGCUGUGGAGGGGUCUGAGGAAACGAGCAGCCAUCUGAAUGAAGAGAUCUCCCUCCUGCAACAGCAGCUGAGGAUGUGA
Messenger RNA from Acipenser ruthenus (sterlet), 1708 nucleotides. RefSeq lists its product as uncharacterized. Gene Ontology annotation, cellular component: meiotic nuclear membrane microtubule tethering complex; chromosome, telomeric region; lateral element. Lineage: Eukaryota; Metazoa; Chordata; Actinopteri; Acipenseriformes; Acipenseridae. Gene Ontology annotation, biological process: actin filament organization; spindle assembly; homologous chromosome pairing at meiosis. The record is from RefSeq and is a predicted model, not a curated record. The transcript has 8 exons. Gene Ontology annotation, molecular function: calcium ion binding; dynein complex binding. Bases 71 to 1708 code for a protein of 545 amino acids.